Messenger RNA from Anopheles merus, 770 nucleotides. RefSeq names its product myosin regulatory light chain 2, atrial isoform. Gene Ontology annotation, molecular function: myosin heavy chain binding; calcium ion binding. Gene Ontology annotation, cellular component: cytoplasm; myosin II complex. Gene Ontology annotation, biological process: post-embryonic development; locomotion. The record is from RefSeq and is a predicted model, not a curated record. NCBI's taxonomy places the organism in Eukaryota, Metazoa, Arthropoda, Insecta, Diptera, Culicidae. The transcript is spliced from 3 exons. Bases 24 to 515 code for a protein of 163 amino acids.
GAGUCCAUUGCUUCCUGCUGGUGAUGGAUUUCCUGAAGGAUCUUAACCAACCAAAGGUGUACGAGCUCAAGAAAGCGUUUUGCCUGUUUGAUCUCGACGGUGAUGGAGUUAUUAGUGAGCAGGAUCUAAAAAACACCUUCCUGACGCUCGGUGUGGACAAAUCUGAGUACGACAUCGAUAAAAUGUUCGAGGGGGUAGUGCAGCCGCUCAACUUGGACGUAUUUUUGCUUCUGAUGCUGCAGCGUGCCAACGGGCUAGCACCGCAAGACGUUAUGGUCGGUGCAUUCCGAAUGUGGGACAAGGCCAACGCAGGCUUCAUCGACAAGGAACGUUUCGUUCACGACAUAACUACUUACGGUGAUCGAUUCACGCUGGCUGAGGCGAACGAAGCAGUGGCCGACGCUGUCAUCACACGCGGACCACAGCUCAACGACGAGGGACAACUUCUCGAGAAGCUGGACUAUAUGGAUUUCGCAGAAAACAUAUCCGGAUUCCAGAAGACGGAUCAUAAGUAGCUCGCCCCAUGCAUAGUGUAGUUAUGCGAAAAGUAUGCCACUGGACGAAUCUGAAAUGCAACUAACACAAAGGAAUGCCAUGCUUCCACACAAAACAUAGGAGAAAGGGAGAAAGGGGAAAAUGCUUUAAAAUCAAGCAAACAUACAACAGCGCAUGGGUUAGACGAUGUCAACUAACAGCAAAGAUGUACUGUAAAGGGCCAAGCAUAAUCGCCAUAAUGCAUUAAACCAUGUACUCUGGGACAUUUAAUUAAA